CAUGAAAAGGAAUAUUUGGAAAUUCUAACGGCAGUUAAAGGAUCGCCUAAAGAAAAACGGCUAGCGUCGCAGUUCAUUGCGAGGUUUUUUAAGCAUUUUCCAAAAUUGGCGGAUCAAGCUAUAGAUGCUCACUUAGAUUUAUGCGAGGAUGAAGACAUGGCUAUUCGAAAACAAGCUAUUAAAGAUUUACCAACGCUCUGUAAAGAUAAUAAAGAACAUACAGCAAGAAUUGCAGAUAUCUUAGCACAAUUAUUACAAGCUGAGGACUCUUCAGAACUGGCAGUUGUACAUAACAGUAUUAUGUCGCUUAUGAAGAGUGAUCCCAAAGGUACUUUAAGUGGAUUUUUUAGCCAAAUCAUUAGCGGCGAUGAUGGAACGAGAGAACGUUGUAUAAAAUUUUUAGCUACCAAGCUUAAAGCAAUAGGACAUGACAUUAUUACGAAGGAACCGGAAGAUUUAUUAAUUGCAGAAUGUAAAAAAGUAUUGCAGGAUGUGACUGCUGACGAAUUCCAUAGUAUCAUGGAAAUCCUUGCAUGGACUCGAUUGGGAUCUACUGUCACUGGACAACAAGAAUUGAUUGAUAUUACAAUAGAACAAGCUGAAUUAUCUGUACCCUUUAAACACACCAAUAUUGAACAAUGGAACAGAUUGGUUCAAUGUGUUAAGCAUGCUCUUCCAUUCUUCAGUUCUCAGAUAGAUUCAUCAAAAUUUGUUUCAUACAUUUGCGUGCAAGUUCUACCACAUCUGUCUUUGAUGACUUCUCCCGAUGGUAGAGAUAUUCAAUUGGAAUUAUUAAAAUUGCUUGCUGAAUUAACUGUGUUUUGUGGAACUAUUGAAAAACCUGAAGAUAAAGUUCAACAACUUUACAAUACUCUUAUUACCUAUAUGCCACUUCCUCCAGCUACAGAAAUUACUGAUGUACCAAAGUUGCAAUUUAGUCACGUGGAAUGUUUAAUGUACGCUUUUCAUAAACUGUGCAAGCAAACUCCUGAGUUUUUGAUAAAGGAUCCAGAGCAGCUAAAAGAAUUUAGAUUAAGAUUACAAUACUUUGCAAGGGGUAUUCAAGGUUACAUAAAGAAAUUACGUGAAGCUAUUAGCGGAAAGACAGAAGAAGAAUUGAAAUCUGAAGAGAAUCAGUUAAAGGUUGUGGCAUUGAAAACAACCAAUAAUAUCAAUACUUUAAUCAAAGAUCUGUUUCAUUCACCUCCCAGCUUUAAAAGUAUAAUACAUCUCUCAUGGAAAACACCUUGUAAUGACAAAAAGAGCGAAAAGAAUUCUGCUCAGAAAAGACAUACACCGAUCACAUUUGGAAAUGACAACAGCUCGAAUAAACGUAGUAAGGAAGAUAAAAACAACAAAAGAGAAAUCUAUACACCUCCUAGUGGCAAAUACAGUUCAAGCAUAUCAAAUUAUGGCCGUGGUAGAUUCAAAGGUAACAGACCUAGAGGAAGAGGUGGAUUUAGGACAAGAGGAGGUCGUGGUUCAUGGCGAAAGAAUUUUUAUUAAUUAUAAAAUUCAUUAUAUUGAAAACAGAACCGAAAUUGAAAUAACGACAUAAGCGUUCAUUUGCUUUUUGAACAACAAAGCGCUUUCUAAGAAGUUAUCACAAAUCUAACCUUUAUGACUACAUAUAUAACAGAAAUAAUUUUGUGAUAAUUUGAAGACUUUGAAGAUUAAAUUCCCAGAUAUAUGAGAGAAAAAGAAAUCAAUAAUUUUUGAAUUCAUUAUUACUUGAAUGAGACGGGAAGAAAAUUUGGAGAAUGCAAGAUUGCAGAAUUAUAUAAAUAGUUUUCUUGUUUAAUUCUUAUACUAUGAAUUGCAAUAAAAUUCAAAAAAUAUAUUUCAGUCAUUUAAUGUAAAAUGGAGAGAAUAAAACGUAAACAAUACAACAUAUAUGAUGAAUGGAUUGAAACGAUCAAGAGAAAAUACUUAUUGAUUAACGGAUUCAAUUUCAUGAAGAUGUUGAAACUACAUAUGAAA
Molecule: messenger RNA, 1980 nt
Organism: Wasmannia auropunctata (little fire ant)
Lineage: Eukaryota; Metazoa; Arthropoda; Insecta; Hymenoptera; Formicidae
Gene: cass
Product: apoptosis inhibitor 5
Exons: 8
Biological process (GO): negative regulation of apoptotic process
Cellular component (GO): nucleus
Molecular function (GO): RNA binding
Source: RefSeq, a predicted model, not a curated record